Monodelphis domestica (gray short-tailed opossum) is the source of this 4527-nucleotide messenger RNA. It is a transcript of the gene BSDC1, whose product is annotated as BSD domain containing 1. Lineage: Eukaryota; Metazoa; Chordata; Mammalia; Didelphimorphia; Didelphidae. The record is from RefSeq and is a predicted model, not a curated record. Gene Ontology annotation, cellular component: cytoplasm.
GAGAAAUGAAAGUGAUAGAAAAAUUAAAGCUAUUAAAAAUAAGAUUUUUAUUUUAGAAGAGCACAGAAAUUCAUUUGUGACCUCCAAAUUAUAUGAGCAACAAGUAAUCACCUUCAGCUUUCAAAUCCCUCCAAAUUAUGCACAGAAAUAAUGCACCAACGAUAGAGUAACUUCAGCUAUCUCUAUGGUCUGGGGCACACAGUAUCCCAAAGUGUUUUUUUUAAAGGCACAAAAAAAAUGAACGGGUGUUCACUGACCAUGAACUCAUUCAGUACCCUUCUUUCACCAACUAGGUUAUUAGCAAUAAAGCUGUACUAGUAAACCAAGGUUUGGGACACAGGCCUGCAAUGAAAGCUAUCCCUAUAUCAAAAAUUUCAGGAAGAAGAAAAGUUUAAGACCUUGAACAUAAGCAAAUAAAUCAAUAGAUAAAACAUUAAUAAUAGGAGGAAAUGUGGCCUCAAGUAAACAAGUUCAAGCAUCUGAAUAUUGCAAAAUAGAAGGAAAUGAUCCAAAUCCUUGAUGAGACAGAGGACCCAGUGGAAUUUGAGAAAAUAGAACUACAACAUGCUGUUCCUGAGUGGUUCAAAAGAGAAAUUAGAAAUAUGAAAGCAGAAUUUAUGACACACAGCAAAAAUAAUAGAAUACAAAAAGUGGAAUCUUCAACAGCAAGUCUCACCAAAGAAGCAAAAGUGAGAACAAUAGAUUGGGAAUACAAGCAUACAAAUGUGGACAAACUAGAAGAGAAGCGGAAAAACAAGAAUAUUAAAAGAUAAUGUACUCACUGGCCAAGCAAAACAUGGAUCUUGAAAACAGGAUGCAUAGAGACAGCAUGAAGAUCAUUGGUUUCCUAGAAGAACAUGAUAGGAUUAAAAAAAAAACAUAACACUGACCAUAGUGAGGGAAAUAGAAGAAAAUUGCUUAGAAUUUCUAAUUAUAGAAUAUGAAAUACCAGCUGAAAGGAUUCACAGAUUACUUCUAGAACAACAACAACAAAACUCAAGGAUGCAAACUCCAAGAAACUUCAAUUCAGAGACAAGUUAUUUUUCAAGUAAUCUGGAAAAAAACCCUUCAAAUACCAAGAAAAGGAAAUUAAAAUAACAAGACUAUUCUGCACCCACCCAAAAACAUAGGAAGGAAUGGGAUUAAGUGUCCAAAGAGCAAUGGAUGUAGCUCAGAGUGAUCUCUCCUGCAAAUCUGAGCUUAACCAUAUGUGAAAAAAAGAUAGAUUGCAAAGAGGCAUUUGAAACACUUUUAGAAAGAAAAUCAGAACCCAAGAAAUUAUUUGUUUCUUGAACACUCCAGACAACAGAAAUGCAGGAGAUGUAAACAAAUGCCUCAGCCAAGGACAACAAAAGUAAUGGACUAACAGCUGAGACAUCAAGUCUUUCUAACUACACACAAGGACAUAGAGGUGAAGGUGGAAGUCCUGUGGAGGUAACUGUGAGGAGCUGGGAAUGGAGCAUGGUGGACAGUGGCAUUGCCUACAGGGAGGAUGGAGGUUGGUGGAGAAGCUGGCUUCAACAGAGCUACCAGGUUGUCAAAGAGAAGUCCACAGAAGCACUGGAAUUCAUGAAACGGGACCUAACUGAAUUUAGCCAGGUGGUACAACAUGACACAGCAUGUACCAUUGCAGCCACUGCCAGUGUGGUCAAGGAAAAGCUGACUACUGAAGGUUCAUCUGGAGCAACAGAAAAGAUGAAGAAGGGGCUCUCUGACUUCCUUGGGGUGAUCUCAGACACAUUUGCCCCUUCCCCCGACAAAACCAUUGAUUGUGAUGUCAUCACCUUGAUGGGCACACCAUCAGGAACUACCGAACUUUAUGAUAGUGCCAAGGCUCGCCUGUACAGCCUACAGUCAGACCCUGCAACAUACUGCAAUGAGCCCGAUGGACCUCCAGAGCUGUUUGACUCUUGGUUAGCACAGUUCCACUUGGAGGAAAAGAAAGAAGAGAUCUCCAGUCUGCUUAUCAGCAGCCCCUCCAUCCGGGCCCUCUACACCAAGAUGGUCCCAGCAGCUGUUUCCCACUCAGAAUUCUGGCACCGAUACUUCUACAGGCUCUACCACUUAGAGCAGGAAGAGGCCCGGAGGGAUGCUCUGAAACAGCGGGCAGAACAAAGUGUUUCAGAGGAACCAGGCUGGGAGGAAGAUGAAGAGGGACCCUUGGUAACAUCUCAGCUGAAUAUGCAAUCCCAAGAAGAGGAAAAAGCUGCUAUCUUGUUCCCUGCCCCAACUGCAAAGGGUUGGGCCAGCAGUCCUCAGAGUCCUUCUGAAGAGGGUUUGGGGGUUGUGGCUACACAGUCAGCUGAAGUCACCCCUUCAGAGAGCAGCGAGAGUGUCUCACUUGUGACCCAGGUCGUCAACCCUGCUUUUCCACCUGAAGCUGAAGCACUAAUGCAGCCAGCCCCUGCUAAGGACCUCUCCCAAAAGCUUUUGGAAGCAACUUUGGAAGACCCUGUUCCCACAGCUGAUACAGGAGAGACAGGCCCACCUCCUGUGGAACGAUCCAAACCUUCCACCCCCACUGGUCGUCCAAGCAGCUCUGAACCCAAGCCAGUGAUCAGAGUAGAGACUCUGAGAGAGGAGGGACCAACAGACUUACGGGUGUUUGAAUUGAACUCGGACAGUGGGAAGUCUACGCCUUCUAACAAUGGGAAGAAAGGUUCCAGUACUGAUAUCAGCGAAGACUGGGAAAAGGACUUUGACCUGGACAUGACUGAGGAGGAGGUGCAGCUGGCAUUGUCCAAAGCUGAUGGAUCUGGAGAGCUGGAAGAUGUGGAGUGGGAAGACUGGGAAUGAGGUGGGAGGGCUUGGAGAGGACACUCCUCCACACCACACGGCUCCCACCUCCCUCCUCAGCCCUGUCCUGGAUGGCCCCCUGGACAUUCCUCCAGCCACCUGAUGCUGUCUGUUCCAUCUUCAGAGUCCAACACGUGCCCCUCUCCAGGAGGGACCUCUCUGAGGCCAGACAGUCAUGUGACCUGUGCCAAUUCUAGGCUGGGGGGGAGGGGAAUCCCACCACCACUACCACCACCACUUUAGAAGAGCCCAGAUUUCUCUGCUGUAAAUCCACUGCCCCCAGGCAGUACCCACAGUGGCCUCUUGUCCUCUGCCUGCUUGUGUGGAAGCUAAAUCUACAGACCACUUUAGAGCCCCGGUGGAGCCCUUUGCUCACCUGCUGUCCCCUCCACGGCCUGUCUCCCUACCAGGAUCAAGGCUCCAAAAAAGGAGGGGCUGACUUCAGAAAGCCCCUUUCCUGCCUUAGGUCCGUUUCCAUCUUUUCCCUGAGCAUCUGCUUUCCCUUCCCCAGGUCUUUCCCCACCCUACCAUAGGUGGCCUUCUUUGUCUGACUCUACUGGCUGGGGCAGUGAAGGGGCGGUGGGGAAAGGUGACGGGUUCACUUGUCUUCGGGGGAAUGUUCCCCAAGGAAAGGCUGUUCAUUUGGAGGAAAUGCCCACAUCUUAGGGGACUCCUCUCCCUUUACCAGGCCUUUUCUCUCUAUUCAUGAGGCCCAAGUGAUCUCUGUCUUUCAGAUUCUAAGUGGGGACUAUCCUAGUAUUGAUUGGAGACCAAAUGCUGCCCACCGUCACCACAUCCCUGGUAUUUCAGAACCCCCCUCUCUCCCAGUGCCUCUUCACAGCACCUGCUUCUCCAACACUCAAGGAGCUGAGCUACUCCCAGCUGAGCUUUUCAGUCUGAGGACAUGCUCUCCUUGCAUUUCUUGCUCUGCUCUCACCUCCCUGAGCCAGGGGGAGCCACUUCAAGCUCUUAUUCCUUGGCGGGGUGAGGGAUGGACCUUCUGCAGCCCUUUUCCUUGGACUCUAAGAAACACACCAUGUGGAAUAUAACCUCUUCACAAACAGGAUUGAAGGUACAGUCACAGCCCCCGAGAACCCUUUUACAGCCUUCCUUGGGUAAGCCAUGAGUUUCUUCUAAAGACACCCCAUUGCUCCUCCUUGGGCCAUGUUGUAGAGCAAGUAGGCACACCUGCCCAUGCUCAUCUACACUCACCUCCUGACAUCAUUUGGCUAGCGUGAAUUUUCCCCCCUGGCCUUAAGGGCCCCUGGUUCUGGGGAGACAGUGGCUUCUGUCUUCAUUCUCUCUUAGCCCCCUUCUCUGGGUGGGGAGGGGCACCCUCAAGCUGCUUCCCACUGCUGCUCUGUGGACUCACAGACAGAAGCUGGUGUGUUUGACAACCAAGGUCAUGGGAAAAGGGGAGGGAGAAUGGCCAAUCAGUCACAUUCAUCAAGAAAGUCAAGUUGGGGAAAAUGCUGAAUCUUUCUCUGGGGCUGGGAGGGUGGGGGGUUUUCUCUUUGUAAUCUGUUUAGUUUAACCUUUUUGGUUGUUUGUGCAAUAUUAUAUAUUUUAAAUUAUAAUGCAUCUCCCCAGAGCAUUUUGUAGCUGUAAAAAAUGAAAAAAAAAAAGAUUCUAACAGCUGUUAGUUUUGUAAUUUAAAAACCCCACAAAGAAACUUUGUCCUGAACCUUUUGCAGACAUGCAGUUAACAGCAAUUAAAGACAUUCGACAUUA